ACAGAUGUAAAUUGUGGUCCUUCUUUUCUUUCGUUUAGCCAAGCACAUCCUUGUCUUUAAAAGACCUUUGAAACGGAGUAGAAUAGCUUUGAAACGUCAGUGGACUAUGCUCAGACUAUAUGGGGAAGGACUACAGGAUAGCCACUACAGAACAAACAAUCAAAUUGCCCUUAAAAAUCUCCAGUCUGAUGUUACAGAGAAGAAAUCUGACUUCACUGAGGAAACCGUGGCAUCACACAAUACUAAAAUGAUUUCAUCCAUAGUCGUCUCCCAGAUGUUUGACGAGAACAAAUCAAAACAAAAUGGGCCCUCGUUACCGCUAUCCUGUGUGAUCCCUCAGCCUCGUGCGGAUCACCGGGAGCCAUCUCUGGCUCACCGCAGCGGAGUCAACAUUCACAGGGCAUUUGCGUUACUUCCGGGCAGAUCAGGAAUUCCAGCACCAUCAGAUGAGCAAGGACCUGAGACGGACCUGCCACCCAAAGAGGAGAACCCCCGGGGUGACCCCCACAAGGGGUUUUCGUCCAUCACUAUCACGGCCAGGCGUGUGGGCCCACCAGCCAGGGCCCUGGUGUGGGGGACCGUGGGGGACCCUCUGUGUCCCAAGUGCAGGACUGAGGACACUCUGCUCCAUGACUCCCCGCCUCUGGUUAAUGAUACCCAUCCGCAUCCGCUCCAUAGAUCUUUUUCCUGCACAGAGUUCUCCAGAAAUGGCUCCAUGGUGAGGUUGAAGUUUCCUGAGACCCGUGCACGACUGAGUGAGGGACGUGAGUACUGGGUCACCCAUGUGGAUGACAAAGAGACAAAUUUUUCUCCAGACACCUCCUUGUCAGGCAAGGGGCCACUGGUGUUCAGUUCCUGUGUCCACCUCAGGGUGUCUCGGCAGUGUCCGAAUUCAAUCUACUGUGUAGACGAGUCUGUCUCUGUCCCUACGGCACCGCCUCAAAUUGCCAACCCCAAAAUGCACAGAUCCGUCCUGUCACUCAACCUCAAUUGUAGUUCCCAUAGAAUAACAGCAGAUGGAGUAGAUGGCAUAGCGAACGGAGAGCCAAUAAGCAGAGCCCUGAAGCAGGAAUUCACAAAGGGAAACCAAAACCUCCUAGGCCCGCGCUGGAACCCAGAUUUACAAGCAACUCACUUGAAGGAAAACCCAUCGUUGGGACGGGUGCAUUUGGGGACCGGCACCUGUCCUUGGAGUGACUCCCCUCUGCUGGAAAACUCAGAGUUUGCAGAUGUGGAAACCAACCAGGUCACUGUAAAAAAAUGGAAAGAGUACCGUUCAACUCCCUGUCACGCCAGUGGCCAUGCCAACCAGCUGUCCAUUCACAUUCCUGGCUGGAGUUACACAGCAGUAGACACAAAAGUAUUUCCUGGAAGCAUCAAGAAGCAAGAAGGAGAAGCACGCAUGACUUUGUCUGUUCCCCCAGUGGAACAGAAGCUCAUUAAACAUUUCCUUCCUGAUGGGGCUAGUUCUCCAAGUGAUGCCUGUCAGUCUAGUGACCUAUCUGAGCCCACAGAGAGACGACAUCAAAGCUUCUCGAAACCCAGAGUCCCUUUUCCUGGGUUUUUUUGCCCCUUAAAAGAUGCAUGCACAUCUCUGCAGGAAGACAAUGGUACUCAGAUAGAAAAAGAGUACCCCAAAGGAGAUUACACCUGCUGUGACUUGGUGGUAAAAAUAAAGGAGUGUCAGAAGAGUGAGGAUUGUGCAACGUCCGAGCCCUCUCCUCCGUCCCCCUCGCCAGUCCCACCCAAGGGACCAGAGAGCCCCGGCCUGUCUGAAGACUGUUCUGAGCCUCAGCCAACGCCCGCAAGCUCCUUGACCUUGCAAGAAGCGCUGGAAGUGCGUAAGCCUCAGUUCAUUUCUCGCUCGCAAGAACGACUGAAAAAGCUAGAACACAUGGUCCAGCAGAGAAAGUCCCAGCGGAAGGAGGACCUGAGGCAGAAGCAGAAUCUCCAACCCAUCCGCACCAACAAGAAGCAGUUCACCGUUCCCCACCCUCUUAGUGACAACUUGUUCAAACCCAAAGAAAGGUGCAUUUCGGAGAAGGAGAUGCAUAUGCGAUCUAAAAGAAUCUAUAAUAACUUGCCGGAAGUUAAAAAGAAAAAAGAAGAACAAAGGAAGAGGGUGAUCUUACAGAGUAACAGACUCCGCGCCGAAGUCUUCAAAAAGCAAUUACUGGACCAGCUCCUUCAAAGGAACGCAGUCUAACCGUAGGCUGCCCCGCUGACCACACUACCUGGGCCUGGGAGAGCUUCAAAUGCUGGAUAAGCCAUUAAACGUAGCAUUAUCUUCAUGAUGG
Messenger RNA from Carlito syrichta (Philippine tarsier), 2297 nucleotides. RefSeq names its product chromosome unknown C10orf90 homolog (gene CUNH10orf90). Lineage: Eukaryota; Metazoa; Chordata; Mammalia; Primates; Tarsiidae. The transcript is spliced from 9 exons. Bases 107 to 2206 code for a protein of 699 amino acids. The record is from RefSeq and is a predicted model, not a curated record. Gene Ontology annotation, cellular component: cytosol; centrosome; centriole. Gene Ontology annotation, biological process: regulation of centriole replication.